Molecule: messenger RNA, 1500 nt
Organism: Fusarium vanettenii 77-13-4
Lineage: Eukaryota; Fungi; Ascomycota; Sordariomycetes; Hypocreales; Nectriaceae
Exons: 5
Coding region: 1-1500 (499 amino acids)
Biological process (GO): peptidyl-lysine monomethylation
Cellular component (GO): nucleus
Molecular function (GO): protein-lysine N-methyltransferase activity; protein binding
Source: RefSeq, a predicted model, not a curated record
AUGGCAUCGAGCCAACCACUAUCAAUUGCGUCUUUCCCCGCCUGGGCGCGACUUAACGAUGUGGACUUUACCAACGCUGAGCUGAGGGAGACGGAUGUGAAGGGAAUUGGUUUGGUGGCAGCGAGGGACUUGAAGACGACAACGAAGACGACAGCACAGCCAACCAAGGAAACGACAUCAAACGCCAAUGAGAAUGGAGAUGAUUUAUCACUGCUUCGCAUUCCCCACGACUUGGUCCUAUCAGCAGCUGCCAUUGAGGAAUACACCAAGGUCGACCAGAACUUCCGUCAACUUCUCGAUGUUGCAGGACAUCAGUCUACGAGGAAGGACAUCCUAUUGUAUCUCCUAACACACCUCAUCCUCUCCGCAAAAGGUCCCUCCGGCUCUCGGGGGCCUGCUUCGACUCCGUGGACCGAGUACUUGAAGUUUCUGCCUCGCCAUGUCCCCGUACCAACAAUGUGGUCGGAAGUUGAGCGAGCUCUCCUGCAGGGCACAUCGCUAGAGGCUGCGCUCGAGGCUAAGCUUGCGGCACUUAACAACGAGUUUGAUGAACUCCGCGAAAAAUCCUCGGGGCUGGCGUUUUGGAACUCGCUCUUUUGGGAGAAGGAGACAGCCACUAUCCAAGAUUGGAUCUUGAUCGAUGCACUGUAUCGUUCCCGUUGCCUGGAACUUCCCCGAGCUGGGGACGCCAUGGUCCCUGGUCUCGACAUGGCCAACCACUCACAUGAUCCGACUGCAUACUACGAGGAGGACGACAAGGAUGAUGUUGUGCUACUGCUGCGGCUAGGCGUGGAGGUGACAGGCGGGGAAGAGGUGUCCAUCUCCUAUGGGGACAAGUCCCCUGCAGAGAUGCUCUUCAGCUACGGCUUCAUUGACCGAGACUCGGCUGCCCACGACUUGACUCUGCCUCUGGAGGCCCUCCCCGAUGAUCCGCUGGGAAAGGCCAAGCUCCACAUCUUCAAGGCACCGCCUACGCUGAAGUUGUCUCGGUCAGACGGGAAACUAAGCUGGCGCAGCCCGUUUGCUUACCUCAUGUGUCUGAAUGAGGAAGAUGGUCUCGAGUUCAGGGUGCUGCAGGGGAAGGACGGAGGGCGGGAGCUAAAGCUGUUCUGGCAAGACCAGGACGUGACGGCACGGGCGGACGACUUUGAAGUCCUCAUCGAGCAACACCCCCUCUGCCAGGUGUUUAGGCUUCGAGUGGUGACCGUCCUGCACGAGGUGGUGUCUACCCAGCUGACGCACCUCCCCUCCGAGAUUUCCCAUGAUCAACUGGACCCGUUGCGCCGGGCCGGACUUGUGAGAGAGGAGUGUAUCCGAGCAGCGGAAACACUCUGGGAGGUUGAGGCUAGUGUGCUUGAGAGUGCAACCGAGGCAUUGGAGCAACAGAGGACCCACCUUUUUGCGGACGACCACGUGGUGGCAUAUCUCGGAUCGAUGGAAGUUUCCGAAAGCGGACAAGCGCAUGACGCUCCAGCCAAUGAGGAGGACGAUUUUAGCUGA